AUGCCUCCAAAAAAAUUCCAAACUUUGGAUCAGUUCUUGGAUCAACAGCCAGUUGAUCCAAAUUUAGUGGCUUCUCCAUAUGGUGGUUAUUUCAAAAAUCAAAAUGUUAAUCCAAAUCAACAACAUCGUCAAAAAAAUUCAAAUUAUAAAAAAAAUUGGAAUCAAGGUAGUAAUUACCAACAAUAUAAUUCAAAUGUAACUGGUUCAUACCAAAAUUAUCAGGGAAACUACCAAGGUAAUUAUCAAGGAAAUUACCAGGGUAACUAUCAAGGCAAUUAUCAAAGCAAUAAAGCUUCAACUUAUAAGCCUGCUGCAGUUACUCCAACUCAUAGUGGUUUGAAUACUCCAGUAAGUUCUACUACUUCUCUAACUUCUUUAAAUGAUAAUUUAUUAAAAUUAGAUAUCUCCCCAGUUUCUAAUUAUUUUAAGUCUCUAUCUACUGAAUGUAGUUCUAUUUCUGAUUGUAAAAAACAAAUUGAUUUAAUUGUUGAUCAAUUUAAUGAAUCUGGAAAUUCUGCUAAAGAUAUUGAAAAUUGGAAAAUUGUUGAUACUUUAACUAAAUUUUUAAAACAAAAAAAUCCUCCUUUGAUGAGAGAAUCAGCUAUGUUAUUAAUCUCUAAAUUAGCAAUUAAUUUUAUGAAUAAGCCUCCACAAGAAGCCUAUUUAUUACCUCUUUUCAAUUUAGCUUUAGAUUCUACUUCUGAAAAGGAAAAUACUGUAAAGCGUGCAGCCACUCAUGCUUUGGAUUCUUUAAUCAAUUCCUUUACAGUGGAAUCUUUAGCUAGUAACGUUUUACCAAUCUUAUUAAAAUAUUUAAAUUCUGGUGCCAAAUGGCAAUCUAAAAUGUCAGCUUUGACUUUAAUUGAUAGAAUUAGAGAAGAUUGUCCAAAUGAUUUAUUAGAAUUAACUUUUAUUGAUACUGUUCCAAUUUUAACAGAUGUUGCUACUGAUUUUAAACCUGAAUUAGCUAAACAAGGUUAUCAAACUUUAUUAGAUUAUGUGUCAAUCUUGGAUAAUUUAGAUUUAUCAUCUCGUUAUAAAUUAAUUGUUGAUACUUUACAAGAUCCAACGAAGGUUCCAACCUGUGUCAAACAAUUAUCAAGUGUUACAUUUGUUGCUGAAGUUACUGAACCUGCUUUAGCUCUAUUAGUUCCAAUCUUAUCAAGAUCAUUGAACUUAUCUUCAUCAUCUCAAGAACAAUUAAGACAAACAGUUAUUGUUAUUGAAAAUUUAACUAGAUUGGUUAAUAAUAGAAUCGAAAUUGAAAGCUAUGUUCCUCAAUUAUUACCAGGUAUUCAAAAAGUUGUCAACACUGCUUCUUUACCAGAGGUUCGUGAAUUGGCUGAUAAAGCUUUAAGAGUCCUAAGAGGUGAUGAAAAUGAUGAAUCUACAACUAACAAUAAGGAUAAAUUCCCAGGUAGAUUAACAAAGGAACAAGGUCAAUCUUUUGUUGUAGAACAACUUAAUAAAUUAUCAAAGGAUAUUGAUACUCCAUUAAAACCAUACCUUGAUGAUUCAAAUGUCAUUGAAUUUAUUUCUAAGCUAUUAACAAUGUUAGCAAACGUCAAUGAUUGGAAAAAGAUUGAAGAAUACUUUAGUAACUUAUUAGGUAAAGACCAAUCUGAAUUUAUUGAAACCAAUAUCAUUACUGAAUUAAGAAAGAUUUUCCAUCAAGAAAAGGUCAAAUAUGAUGAAAAUGAAGGUGUAGAAAUUGUUAAUACUGAUUUCUCUUUAGCAUAUGGUUCAAGAAUGUUAUUAAAUAAGACUACUUUACGUUUAUUAAAGGGUCAUCGUUAUGGUUUGUGUGGUAGAAACGGUGCUGGUAAAUCUACCUUGAUGAGAGCUAUUGCUAAUGGUCAAUUAGAAGGAUUCCCAGAUAAAUCUGAACUAAGAACUUGUUUUGUUGAACAUAAAUUACAAGGUGAAGAAGGUAAUUUAGAUCUAGUAGCAUUUAUUGCUUUAGAUGAACAAUUACAAGAUACUUCUCGUGACGAAAUAGCAGCUGCUUUGGAAUCUGUUGGUUUUGAUGAAUCUAGAAGAUCUCAAACUGUUGGUUCUUUAUCAGGUGGUUGGAAGAUGAAAUUGGAAUUAGCAAGAGCCAUGUUACAAAAAGCUGAUAUCUUGUUAUUAGAUGAACCUACCAAUCAUUUAGAUGUUACCAAUGUUAAAUGGUUACAAGAUUAUUUAUUGGAAAAUACCGAAAUUACUUCUUUAAUUGUAUCGCAUGACUCAGGUUUCUUAGAUACUGUUUGUACUGAUAUUAUUCAUUAUGAAAAUAAAAAGUUAGCAUAUUAUAAAGGUAAUUUAGCAGAUUUCGUUCAACAAAAGCCAGAAGCUAAAGCUUAUUAUACUUUAACUGACUCUAAUGCUCAAAUGCAUUUCCCACCUCCAGGUAUCUUGACGGGUGUUAAAUCAAAUACAAGAGCUGUGGCUAAGAUGACCGAUGUCACCUUUGCAUACCCAGGUUCGGAAAAACCAUCAUUGAGCCAUGUUUCCUGUGCCUUAUCUUUGUCUUCAAGAGUGGCUAUUUUAGGUCCAAACGGUGCUGGUAAAUCCACUUUAAUUAAAUUAUUAACUGGUGAAUUAGUUCCUUUGGAAGGUAAAGUUGAAAAACAUCCAAAUUUACGUAUCGGUUAUAUUGCUCAACAUGCUUUACAACAUGUUAAUGAACAUAAAGAAAAGACUGCUAAUCAAUAUUUACAAUGGCGUUAUCAAUUCGGUGAUGAUCGUGAAGUUUUAUUGAAAGAAUCAAGAAAGAUUUCAGAUGAAGAAAAGGAAAUGAUGCAAAAGGAAAUCGAUAUUGAUGAUGGUAGAGGUAAGAGAGCCAUUGAAGCUAUUGUCGGUAGACAAAAAUUAAAGAAAUCUUUCCAAUAUGAAAUUAAAUGGAAAUGGUGGAAGCCAAAAUAUAAUUCUUGGGUUUCAAGAGCAAGAUUGGUUGAAGAAGGUUUUGAAAAAUUAGUUCAAAAAUUUGAUGAUCAUGAAGCUUCUAGGGAAGGUUUAGGUUACCGUGAGUUAGUUCCAUCCGUUAUUACAAAACAUUUUGAAGAUGUUGGUUUAGACGCCGAAAUUGCAAACCAUACUCCAUUAGGUUCUUUGUCUGGUGGUCAAUUAGUUAAAGUUGUUAUUGCAGGUGCCAUGUGGAACAAUCCUCAUUUAUUGGUGCUAGAUGAACCUACCAAUUAUUUAGAUAGAGAUUCUUUAGGUGCAUUAGCUAUGGCUAUCCGUGAAUGGACUGGUGGUGUGGUUAUGAUUUCACAUAACAAUGAAUUUGUUGGUGCCUUAUGCCCAGAACAAUGGAUCGUGGAAAACGGUAAGAUGGUUCAAAAGGGUGUAAAGGAAAUUGAUCAAUCCAGAUUCGAAGAUGGUGGUAAUUCAGAAGCUGUCGGUGUUAAAAAUAUCAAAGCUGGUGUUUCAUCUGUUGUUGACGAUGAUUCCCCAGCUAAUAUUAAAGUCAAACAAAGAAAGAAGAGAUUGACAAGAAAUGAAAAGAAAGCCCAAGCAGAACGUCGUCGUCUACGUUAUAUUGAAUGGUUAUCUUCUCCAAAAGGUACUCCAAAACCAGUUGACACUGAUGAUGAAGGUGAUGACGAUGAGUAA
This is a messenger RNA of Henningerozyma blattae CBS 6284, 3597 nucleotides long. RefSeq names its product New1p (gene NEW1). The transcript has a single exon. The record is from RefSeq and is a predicted model, not a curated record. The coding region runs from base 1 to 3597 and encodes 1198 amino acids. Gene Ontology annotation, molecular function: ATP binding; ATP hydrolysis activity. NCBI's taxonomy places the organism in Eukaryota, Fungi, Ascomycota, Saccharomycetes, Saccharomycetales, Saccharomycetaceae.